Molecule: messenger RNA, 826 nt
Organism: Limulus polyphemus (Atlantic horseshoe crab)
Lineage: Eukaryota; Metazoa; Arthropoda; Merostomata; Xiphosura; Limulidae
Product: diuretic hormone receptor-like
Exons: 4
Biological process (GO): cell surface receptor signaling pathway; adenylate cyclase-modulating G protein-coupled receptor signaling pathway
Cellular component (GO): plasma membrane
Molecular function (GO): peptide hormone binding; G protein-coupled peptide receptor activity; diuretic hormone receptor activity
Source: RefSeq, a predicted model, not a curated record
UCGUUUGAGAUUCUUCCAAGAUGUAAAUUAUCUCUUACAGGUUAACUUAUUCUUCUUGGUUCGGAUCAUGUGGGUUCUAAUAACGAAACUGAGAGCUGCCACUACGACUGAGCAGAAGCAGUACAGGAAAGCCGCCAAGGCUCUUCUUGUCUUGAUCCCACUACUGGGAGUGACUUAUGUUCUGGUCAUUGUCACCCCGACCCAUAGGACAGCCCGAAUAAUCUUCACCUAUCUUCAAGCCACGUUGCUUUCGACUCAGGGUCUGACGGUUUCUAUAUUGUAUUGCUUCCUGAACGGUGAGGUUCGAAACACACUCCGCCAGCAUCUGCAGCGUUGGAAAGCCUCUCGUUCUUUGGGCGGUUCCACCCGUUACUCCAUGACUUAUCGGUUCUCAAACAAUCGGAAAAGCUCUCGGCUCACUACUUGCGGAAGAGGAGAAAAACUGGACCUCAAAGAAAGUGAAACAAUCACUCUCAGGGAUCAGAGCAUUAUAACUUCCGCUACAGGAGAACGGCUCAGAAACGGAACUUGUAGCCGAGGAAAUACAAAGGACGAAGUUGAUGUUUAAACUUUUAAGUAUAGUAUACCAAAAAUUGAAGGGAAUUAAAGACGGUGACGAUCGUAAAUAUAUUAAAAGUCUGACGUACUUUCUCUACUGUACACUUUCUAACUUAUAUUUAGUUGCCGAGGUAACGUAGUGUAUAUAAGUAAAUGAAAUGCUUUUGAAAUAGUUAGACAUAUAAAUUAAUAUCAUCCAUCUUAAAAUCUAGAAAUGCUUUAAACUUAAGAAAAUUAUUUAUAUGCUUGUUUAAUACACAUUGAAAAA